AUGGCGAGGAGAGAGGUUAACAGAGAUAGGGAUGAAGUAUGGGUCAAACUCUAUUCAUCGAACCAUCAGCUACUUCUCGUUGGUGAAGGAGAUUUUUCGUUCUCUUGUAGCUUAGCCACUCGCUUCGGCUCUGCUUCCAAUAUAUGUGCUUCCUCUCUUGAUUCAUACGAUGAUGUAGUUAAAAAGUACGAGAAAGCAAGAUCAAACCUUCACACUUUGAAGAGACUUGGAGCUUUUCUUUUACAUGGAGUUGAUGCAACCAAACUGCAAAGAGAUCCUGAUCUUAAUUGCAGAAGAUUUGACAGAGUCAUCUUCAAUUUCCCGCACGCCGGUUUCCACGGCAAAGAGUCUGAUCCUUAUCUUAUACGGAAGCAUCGGAAUCUAGUGUAUGGAUUUUUCCAUUGCGCAAGCCGUAUGCUAAGAGCUAACGGAGAAAUUCAUGUCUCUCACAAGAACAAAGCACCUUUUCGUGACUGGAAUCUCAAGGAGCUCGCUAGCAGAUGUUCUCUUGUGCUGAUUCGAUGUGUGGCUUUCAAGAAGAGCGAUUAUCCUGGUUAUGAAAACAAGAGAGGCGAUGGGUCCAGGUGUGACCAGCCUUUCAUUUUAGGAGAUUGCAGUACUUUCAGGUUUCACGUUGCUAAGGAACUUUAUACAGAGAAGGUGAAAUGGAGAGGAGUAAAGGAACGAGAAUCAAAGCAUCAUCAAACGUUAACACGGACGAGCUUUCCUCAUCAGUACACUAAAGAAUCUCGAGAUGAGUUUGCAGUACAAGCUAGUCAAGAACCAUUAUUGGACUGCUCUAACCGCUUCAAUGGAGUUUCUCAUGGAAUUUACAAGGGGAAGAAACGAAAAAUGUUAAUACGGACCAGCUUUGUUCAUCCGUACACUGGAGAAUCACGAGAACGAAGCAUGAGUGAACUUCAAGGAGCUUCUGAGGAUAUCUUUAAUGGAAACAAGGCUGACUACUAA
Messenger RNA from Arabis nemorensis, 969 nucleotides. The record is from the annotation of a GenBank genome assembly. NCBI's taxonomy places the organism in Eukaryota, Viridiplantae, Streptophyta, Magnoliopsida, Brassicales, Brassicaceae.